AUGGACGAGUACCUGAAACUGGGACACAUGCGCAAGGUCGAAGAAACUACGGAGGGACCGGUCAAACGGUGUUAUCUUCUCCAUCACCCGGUGGUCAAGGAGGCGAGUACCACCACCAAGGUCAGAGUAGUCUUCGACGCCUCGUGUAAAACGUCAUCCGGAGUGUCCUUAAACGAUGUGCUUCUGGUAGCGCCCGUUGUGCAGGAAGAUUUGAGGUCAAUUAUCCUACGCAGUCGGAUGAAGAAGAUUUACCUCGUAUCGGACGUCGAGAAGAUGUUCCGACAAAUCCUUACGUGGCUCAAGGAUCGAUCACUCCAGUCCGUAUUAUUUCGCUUUUCUCCGGACGAGGAGGUCGCAGUGUACGAACUGAACACCGUUACGUAUGGAACCAAACCCACACCAUUCCUGGCAACACAAACUCUCCGACAGCUGGCUGCUGACGAAGAAGACCGAUUUCCGCUCGUGGCAAGAGCAAUUCGUGAGGACGUCUAUAUGGAUGACGUCAUCACCGGUACGGACGAGGUGGAUGCAGCUAUCAGUCUCAUAAACCAGUUGACCGAGAUGAUGCUGUGUGGUGGUUUCAAGCUCCGAAAGUGGGCUUGUAAUGUUCCCGGAGUUCUGGAAGGUGUACCCGAAGAAAACCUGGCUCUUCGAGACCCUAAAGAAAUCAACCUGGAUUCUGAUCAAUCCGUCAAAACGUUAGGACUAACGUGGAUGCCUAUUACUGAUACCCUUCGAUUCCAGUUCACAGUUCCUCCGAUAGAACCUGGUGUCCCGUUGACGAAGCGUCGAAUAUUGCCACUAAUCGCAACGUUGUUCGAUCCGCUUGGAUUGAUUGGUGCCACGACAUCGUCUGCCAAAAUCUUCAUGCAGCAGCUUUGGACGUUGCAAGACGAGACCGGCAAUCGGUUGGACUGGGAUCAACCAAUACCUUUGAUGCUAGGGGGCUACCCCCUGCUCAGCAACACAAAGACUUUCGAUGAAAUGGCGUUCGGUGAAAUGGCAUUUUCCAUAGUAUUCAAGUUCUUCAAGUACUUCAAGUACUUCAAGUUCGAUUGA
Ochlerotatus camptorhynchus is the source of this 1059-nucleotide messenger RNA. RefSeq lists its product as uncharacterized. The record is from RefSeq and is a predicted model, not a curated record. The transcript is spliced from 2 exons. Lineage: Eukaryota; Metazoa; Arthropoda; Insecta; Diptera; Culicidae. Bases 1 to 1059 code for a protein of 352 amino acids.